Molecule: messenger RNA, 549 nt
Organism: Staurois parvus
Lineage: Eukaryota; Metazoa; Chordata; Amphibia; Anura; Ranidae
Source: the annotation of a GenBank genome assembly
AAAAAACUGGACCUCCGCGACUGCGAUGUUUCAGACAACGCCCUACGAGUGAUAUCGCUAUGCAAGCAGCUCAAGAAAAUCAAUUUAAACUCUUGCAAAGGGGAGGAGAGGACUUCAGUCACUUCAGACGGCAUCGAAGCAGUUGCACAGUCUUGUCCGUACCUCCAUGAGGUCACCCUGAAAAAAUGCCGCAAUGUCACUGACGGUGGCAUCCUGUCGCUCUCCCUGCAUUGUCCUCUGCUUCAGAUCAUCAACCUUAGUGGCUGCACCCAAAUCUCUGAUGUCUCACUGCAGGCUCUGGGGCAAAAUUGCCUUCAUUUACACAGCGUGGACUUCUCAGCUACAGCAGUGACGGAUGAUGGAGUCAUAGCUCUUGCAGCUGGAAGAUGUUCACAAAAUUUAAAGGAAGUUCACAUGGAUCGCUGUAUUCAUCUUACUGAUGACUCAGUGGAAGCCAUUUUGACGUGUUGUCCGAACAUUUACAUCCUGCUUUUCCAUGGCUGUCCGCAGAUUACAGGUCGGUCUUUGUCACAAACAUCCUACUUAUGA